This is a messenger RNA of Brassicogethes aeneus, 727 nucleotides long. The record is from the annotation of a GenBank genome assembly. Lineage: Eukaryota; Metazoa; Arthropoda; Insecta; Coleoptera; Nitidulidae.
UCUAAAUAUAGUACAUGAACGCAAACGUUCCCAAAAUGGUAAUCAGGAAACAAGUGGAAAAUAUUAUAUACCAAGUGGUUCCGAAAUAUCUAUACGAAGAUGUGAUUUGUCAAAUGCAACGUGGUUUAAAGGAUGAGCCGUUAAAUACUUCCGUAGGAUAUUGCGACACAGAAAUUUUGGAAAAAAAAAUGUCUGCCACCCUGUACGAGGGAUACUCUAUAAUGGCAUUGGAUACAGACAACGGAGAGAUAGCUGGGGUGGUUCUAAACGGAAUAGAAAAAAAGGAAGACGUUGAAACAGCUUUAGACAAGUUUAAACACGUGGAAAAUGAAAAAUAUCAAAAAAUAUUUAAAUUAAUUUAUGAGGUAAAUGAAUCGUUGGACAUUCAUUCAAAAUACAACUUAAAUACAAUUUUUAAAAUUAAUUUUAUAUGCGUAAAUCCUAAAUACAGAAGAAGAGGACUUGUAAAAGAAUUAUUGAAUAGGUGCGAGUUAUUGGCAAUUGAAAAAGGAUUUAAGCUCAUGAAAUUGGAUUGCACCAGUAAUUUUGUUCACAAAGUCGCUGAACUCAACGCAUUUGCUUCGGCAAAAACAGUAAGAUAUGGAGAUUUCACCGAUGGCAAUGGAAAACAAAUCUAUGAUUUUAAAAUGCCCCAUGAUUCUUUUACGGUUAUGAUUAAACUUUUGGACGAAAAAGCCAGUUAUCAAUGUGCUUUGCAAUAAAUAAU